Trichogramma pretiosum is the source of this 4735-nucleotide messenger RNA. RefSeq lists its product as uncharacterized. The record is from RefSeq and is a predicted model, not a curated record. NCBI's taxonomy places the organism in Eukaryota, Metazoa, Arthropoda, Insecta, Hymenoptera, Trichogrammatidae. The transcript has 2 exons. The coding region runs from base 21 to 4097 and encodes 1358 amino acids.
GCAAUUUAUUGCCGAUAUUAAUGGAGCAGCUGCGCUCGGUGCUCGAGCUCUCUUGUCCGUCUCAGCAGCAGCAGCAGCAGCAGCAGCAGCAGCAGCAGUCGCAACAGUCGCAACAGCCAAAUUAUCCGGAAGAUUCGGGAGUCGACUCGGAAGAGGAGCCUCGGCCCUUGGGCAACAACAGCCAUGACAGCAGCAGCGAUAUAAAACACGAGCAACAGCACAAUUGCCUCGAUCUCAAGUUUCUCGAGGACGUGAUGCUGGUCGACAUCGAGACCGCUCUGGGCCGGCUGCAGGACACGCUGCGCCGCGUCGACCCGGGCACCCUGGCGCGCUACAACGCCGAUCUCGACUCGAGCAACAAGCUCCACUUGCUGCGCCUCAUAUCCAGCCUGCUGGCCAAGCUCCGACUGCCGGAAAACGCGCAGCAAACGGCAGGAGGGCCAGCAGCCACUGGGACUACGAUUGGCGAGCAGCAGCCUCCGGUAGUAGCUGUACAGCAGCAAACUCCUAAUACUGCGAGUGCGUCGUCGGUGAACGUUCGACGUCGCCGGCUCGAGCACCGGCACACGAUCGGCGUGUCGGCCGACGACUUGGCACGCGCUCGUUUGUGCUUCGAGCGGCCAAAACAGCAGCAGCAGCAGCAGCAACAGGCUAACGUAGAGUCGGUGGUGACAGUUGCCGCCGAGCCAAUUGCAACAGCAGCAGCUACUGCAGCAGCCACAUCAGCGAAUCCGAAAGCGGCGGCGACGGCAGUGCCUUUGCCGGCGUUCACGAAAAAAUGCGUCAAGGACGCGAUCAACGAGAGCAAUCGAAAUCUCCUGCAGCGGCGCUCGUUCGACGCCACCGCCACCAGCGAGACCAGCAUCGUUGCUGCAAGCCGCGACGAUACGAACCAACAGCAGCAACAGCAGAAUCCAGCGCGACCGAAUAAAUUUUCCGCCCGCAAGAGCAAGAUCAAACGCGCCAAUACCAUUGACAUUCCGUCCUAUCUGAAGCUUCAUCAAUACUCGGCCGGUAGCGGUAAUUCUCAUUCCCAGAGGCCCACGACUCAUCAUCACAAGUGCUACGCCGUCAGCAGUCAACCGAUCAAAAUUUCCGGACACACCUUCAAAACGGCCAGCGAGCAGUUAUCGAGCAGUGGCGGCGGCGUGCCCAGCUUCGAGCUGAAAACCGACAACGAUCGCAAAUUCCUGGCGCUGAUCAGCAAGAACCACGACACGAGUGGCACUAGCGGCGCCGUCAUCGACACGACGAAUCCCUUCAGAAACUUCGGCUUCCAGAGGCAGGCGAGCGACAUGAGCUGCGACAAAAACUGGAGCAAUCGCUUCAGCAGCAUCAAGACCAACUUCGAUCGGCCGACGUCGAGCGGUGGUAACGAGAAGAACGAUCAGUCGUGCAUUCCAUUGUCGGCUAAUAAUUCGUCCAAGAACCACAACAAGUGCAAACACCAGAGCGGCAUAUCGUACAUCAGGCGGAAAUUCGAGGAGGACGUCAAUUGUCAGGGGGAGGUCGCCAGUAGAAAUUCCGCCGGAUCUCCUCAGUACUGCUAUCAAUUGUUCAAUAACAAAGCCGAGAAUCAUCAGGGAAACUUCAGUCACGCGCCCACCUCGCCUUUCCAGAGUAUCGGCAAAACUGCGGCGCAUCCGUCGUCGAAAAACAAGAGCAUGCUGCAGGCCAAGCUCAAGCUGUUCGACCAAGGCGGCCCGACGUCGGACAAACGAUCUUCAAUCGCUAUUCACGACAAUCGCGCGUACGAAAAAUCUCCGCGCAUUGGACACGGCAAACAGAUCGCCGUCGAGGUACCUUCGAAUCGACGAAUAGCCACGUACGACCCAAUUCAAGCUAAACCGGCCGAAAAUUUCACCUCGAUCGACAAUAAUUGUUACCCGUUCUGCAAACGACCUCAGCCAUUGGCCUAUCAUCCCGUCCCAUCGUCGAGCAUGACGCAGCUGCAGCCGUCACGAACUAGCUGUGUCGUGGUCGAUCCCGCGUCCAAACCCAAUAUGCAAUUGGUGAGCUUAUCCAGGCCAGAGCAAUUGGACGAAUCGAGCAAGUUGACUAUGAUUCAGCAGCAGCCGCAGCCACAGCAGCAAAGUCCCCCCAAGGAGAUCGCCGUACUCACGAUAAAUUCCAGCGACAAUUACGAUCUGCCGCGGCACAUCAUCUUCCAUCCGUGUCCGUAUCUGAACGACGGCAAAGUAGUGGACAAGAAGUGGACCAGCCAGCCGCAGUGCGGAUGCUUCUCUGCGGCGCCGACGACGACGACGACGAUGACGACCGAGGCCAAGCAGCAGCCAACGGCGACGACGUGCUGCUUUCAGCCGAUCAAGAGCUCGGCCCACGAGACUAGUCAAGCUCAAACCUACCCGAUGCCGAUAAACGAAGCCAAAGAUUCACCGAUAAUAGUCGACAGGAAUAAUUUAUCUUACGCUCGAGACGUAGGAGCUGUGCCUUACCAGAGCUCGCCGUAUCAGCAGACGCUGCAAUCGCCAAGCAGCAACUUUCAAAACUUGGACGGCAGUAGAAUCAGCGUCUUCGUGCCGGUCUCCAAAUCCUACUUCGACCAGCAAAAGCAAGCCCUUAAUCCGACUUACCGCAAUGCAAUGGUCGAUCAUCAACAGCUGCCUCCUCCCAGCUACAGCAACGUUUACGCGCCGAAUCAUCAUCAUCAUCAUCAGCAUCAUCAGAUGAUUAGCAGCCCUAAAAGUACCGCACCUCAAGUACCGCACGAUCAUCACCAUCAUCACCAUCAUCAUCAUUUGACGAGUUUACCCGUUGUACAACAGCAAGUCCGAAAUUAUCAUCCGCAAUUGCUUCACGAAAAGAGCCCGACGACGAGCGUGUCCAGCUCGGAGCGCGUCUUCAAUUCCGCGCCCAGCAUCUCCCAGAAGCUCUACAACGAGUUCAGCAAGUAUCCGGAGGAACGAGCGAAGCCGGUGGAUAUUUCUAGUUUCGCUGGGAGCCAGGUGUACCAAGACAUUCGAGCAGCUGACCACGCGACGACGACGUCUCCUGCAUCCUACAACGAAUCGGUCAUCGACAAGGAUAAUUCUUACGGGCCGGUAGCAGCGAGCGGUAGCAUUCCACCGAGCGCCAUAAUAGAUUUCGACGCGGCGCUCAUAGAGAACCAAGACAUCAGCAACGAGGGCAUAGUGACGCGGCACCCCUGCGCCACCGCGACCAUCCUAACGGAGGCGGAAAAGCUCCAGGACCAGGACGGCAUCGCCAAGAGCACGAUCAAGCAGGCGCCGCGGCCCAACUACGCCGAGAUGUCGAAUCCCCAGCGAGACUUCAGCGACGUUCAGCGUCACAAUUUGCUGCAGCAGAGCCUCAUUCAGCAGAUGCAGCAGCAGAAGAAGGCCUCGCCGGUGCAGCAGUUCUUGCAGCAGUUCGAGUCGCCUCGUCGGGACGCGACGGCGAGCCCGAAACGUCUCGUUCCAACGACGAGUCCGGUCGCGCCGCAGCCCGUCGCUCUCAAGGCGCUGACGAAGAAGCACAAAGCCCAGGAGUGCAUCAACUUCUUCGAGGAGCGCCAGGCGCAGAGCCGAAUCCAUUGCGCGGCGACGGCGGCAGCGGCGCGAAACAAUCAAACGUCGAGUCCCGUGGACACGAGCGACGAGUACCUCAUGUCGUGCGCCAGCCGGCCCAAUCGCAACCUGGUCCUGUCCAAGUCCGAGUCCUGGCAUCAGCUCGCCGUGGCCAAGGGCGCCAAGGGCCUGCAGCUGCCCAAGCUGACGACGAGCGCGAUAACGGCUCAGAUGAGGCCUCCCAAGCCCGAGCUGCGAGCGUCGUCGAGCAAGCGACUGUCGCACUUCGAUCCCCAGGCGACGGGCGUGAUGGAGGAAAAGAUACAGAGAUACUUCCAGCCCGCCAAUAAGUCCGCAGCUGGAUCUCCAACGACGACGACGCAGACGUCGAUCAAUAUGUCGAAAUCGAGCAAGCGCAAUUUUCACGCCAAGAAGUCGAUGAAUAGCUUGUCCAAGAGUCAUACGAUGCCGCAUCUGUAUGACGAAAGAAUUUUCGAUGAGGAUGUCGAUAUAGAACAGGCCUUUGAUAAUAUUUUCAUGGAAGCAACUCGAUCUGACAAGCAUCAUUAAUAGACGAGCAACAAUGUCAUCUCGGUGUCUGUCAACCUAUCUAUCUCUCUCUCCCUCUCUCUCUCUCUCUCUCUCUCUCUCUCUUUCUCUCUUUCCUCUACCUUUCUUCUAUUUUCUACUAUGCUUUUCUUUUUUUCUCUCUAUCUCUAUUUCUCUUUUCUUUCUCUUUCUCUUUCUAUCACGCAUGCACACUUUUUCACUCUGUCCAUUUCUCUCUUUCCUAUUCAGCAAUCUUAGAUGAUGUUAUAAGCUCGAUAAUAAUGAUCCAUCGACGAUUUAUGUGACGCACUGUCGCAAGGAGCCAACGAUUGAAUUUUUUUACGAUUAUUAAUUUUUCUUACCGAAGAUUGUGCUGUACUAGUAUGAUGAAAAAACAAAAACGAGUACAAUAGUUUAUUUAUUUUUAUAGAUAUUUUAAGUCUGACAAACAAAUUGAUUUACAAAGAAAAUGUAGACCAGAUUUUUUAAGUCUCGUAUCUGAUGUGUGUUUUCAAUGCCUUAAGAAAAUUUUGAAAGAGGCAAACUUUGCGUUCUUCUCGAAGGCAGCUCGAAUAUAUACGCACUCCAGUAAAAAAGCCCAUCUCGGCAUUUGCGAAAUUUCGACAAUUGGAGAAGCAAAAUAGCCCCGCGUCAACAGG